UUCCCAACGUGUGCUUGAACACCGGAUGCUGGCCUCAGGACUUGUCCCCUUGGCUGCUGCUCGCAGAAAUUCUACAGAAUGGCCGCCAUGGAUGGCGCGCAGAGCAUCAAGACACAAGCACAGGAUAAAGACAGUGAUUGGCAAGUGAGGUCAUUGAUCGCGGGACCCUAUCAGUUUGGCGUCUGAGACUGUUUCCUCCCUCCCUCUCCCCGACUCCGUACCCACGGACGGCGCUUCUCAGCCCGCUAUAAUAUCCCUGAGGCACCCAGGCUGCCUUGGCCGCAGUCGCCAUGUUCCCCGCCCAGCUCCACGCCGUGCUACUCCCCCUGCUGCUGCUCGCGACCGUCUUCGCAGGCGUCGCGGCGCAGUCGGACCAGGCCGUCGCCUUAGACUUCUCAGACGUGAUCUUCAACCCGCCAGAGGUAUGGCAUUCGGCCCUCAGCAACGAGUGUGGACCAGGGGGCACCGACCAUUACACGGUGCAGAUGAACGCCUCUGCUCAGUUCAACUUCGUCGGUACGCCCCAUCCCGCAGUCUGCGAGAGCUGCCGUUGAUCAACGCGGAACCUUUUUGCGUGCGCGCACAGGCGACCGCAUCCAGGUGUCCGGCAUCUCGAACAACGCCAGUGGCGUCAUGCAGAUGGUCAUGGACGACCUGGAGCCUCGGGACACGAAUGCAUGGUCAAACGACGUCAUGUGCCAGACCUUUGUCGAGUGGUUCCUUGAGAACGGCACCCACACCCUCACCAUCACGCUCAUCGCCUUCGACCCCAUCGUGAACCCCACCACAGUGCUCCCUGGCAACGAGGAGGGGCAAAACGCGCCGGUGCUGCACCUCACGAACAUCACGUAUGCCUUCGG
Phanerochaete carnosa HHB-10118-sp is the source of this 860-nucleotide messenger RNA. RefSeq lists its product as uncharacterized. Bases 291 to 554 code for a protein of 87 amino acids. The record is from RefSeq and is a predicted model, not a curated record. Lineage: Eukaryota; Fungi; Basidiomycota; Agaricomycetes; Polyporales; Phanerochaetaceae. The transcript has a single exon.